Biomphalaria glabrata is the source of this 3320-nucleotide messenger RNA. Its product is annotated as DIS3-like exonuclease 2. The coding region runs from base 301 to 2682 and encodes 793 amino acids. The record is from RefSeq and is a predicted model, not a curated record. Gene Ontology annotation, molecular function: RNA binding; 3'-5'-RNA exonuclease activity. Gene Ontology annotation, biological process: mRNA catabolic process; miRNA catabolic process. Gene Ontology annotation, cellular component: P-body; exosome (RNase complex). Lineage: Eukaryota; Metazoa; Mollusca; Gastropoda; Planorbidae. The transcript is spliced from 24 exons.
CGUCUGAUCAUUUUUUUGUUCGUAUUGAUCCCACCUACAGUCAAUCUUCGGCCUAUUAUUCAGGAAUUAACUUUCUACGGUAUUUCAAAGUGCAAUGACAUCAGCCAUGUUCACAGAAUGGCACUUCUUUUCAGAAUUUUAAUCUGCAAGUUCCAGUAUCUAUCUAGAACCUAGAUAAAUACAUUUAUUUCUAAUACAUGUAUGAGAGUCUAUCUGUCGGCAGGUGUUGAUGCUAUGUGCAGUUAAAGACAAGUAGAUCUAAAACUGAAAGUCUAUUAGAUAAAUUUUUUAUUGACCAAAAUGAUCCGACAAAGAGGAGGUAGAGGCGGUGGCAGAGGUGGCUUUCAACGUCAACAGCGUCCCAACCCUUACGAGAGUUAUUUACCUUUGCUACAAGUUCGGAACGGUCUGAGAUUGGGACAAUUGAAACAAGGUUUUGUUCGAAUGUUUCCAUCAUCCAAGGAUGAAGCGAUUGUAACUACCCAGGACGGCACUGAGAUUUUGUUAACAAGCAUGAAUGAUAGAAACAGAGCCUUCCCAGGGGAUGAGGUUGCAGUGGAAGUCUACACUGAGAAGCAAUGGAUGGUCAACAUAGAGGAAUUUACAUCCCACUGUGAGAAAGUAUUUGGGCCACUGACAGAGGCACAAGCUCGGGCAUUAAAAGAUUUAACAGAACCUAAAGCCAAUCCUCAAGGUGCCAAGGCGUCAAAUAACAAAAGUUCUCAACCAAGAAGGAGAGUAACUCUAGAAGAGUUUAGACUGGCAGUGGAUGGAAGGUUGUCAUCUUUAUUAACAAACAGAGACCAAAAUUCAAACUUUAUACAAAAAACAGGAAAAGUCGUGCACAUACUAACAAAGGUACACUCCAGGGCAGCGAUUGGUUCAAUUAAACCAAUGAAAGACAAUGACAGAAUGGCACUUUUGAUCCCAGUGGAUAGACGCUUGCCAGCCAUUAAAUUUCAGAUAAAUGAGGGUCCUCCAGAUUUUCUGCGCAACCCAAACAGAUAUCAGAAUUUACUUUUUAAAAUAAAAGUUCCUCGUUGGGAAGAAAGAGACUUUUUACCAUUGGGAUCAGACCUUUCUCAAGUUGGCCAAGCUGGUGAUAUAGAUGUUGAGACACAGUGUAUUCUACUCAAACACGAUGUUGACGAUGAGGAGUUUUCACCUGAAGUGUCAGCUUUCAUUCGUCAACUGUUUCCAUGGAGAAUUCCAGCGUCAGAGUUGGCAGCAAGAAAAGAUCUCCGAGAUACCUGCAUCUUCACCAUUGACUCCAAAGUGACUGAUGAUAUGGAUGACGCCUUAUCCAUUGAGGAAGUAGAGACAGGUAUUUACCAAGUAGGUGUGCAUAUAGCAGACGUCAGUUACUUCGUCAGAGAGAACACAGAACUUGAUGACGCCACCAGAGAACGAGCUGUUUCAGUCUAUCUUGAAAACAAGAUUGUACACAUGAUACCCAUCGAACUGAGUGAGAAUCUCUGCAGUUUGAUUGCAGGACAAGACAGACUGGCAUUCUCUAUAUUAUGGAGAAUGAAUGGCGCAGGGGAAAUUUUAAACGAGUGGAUUGGCAGAACUAUCAUCAAGUCCUGUGUUAGUCUUACAUAUGAUGUUGCUCAGAAUUUAAUGGAUGAUCCCAAAAGAGUCCAUCCAAUGCCACAAGUCCAUGGGAGAUUCACCAUUCAGGAUGUCAUACAAAGGAUGCGACUACUUAAAAGCAUUAGUAAUCAUUUAAAAGCUAAAAGACUACAAGAUGGCGCCUUGAUGUUAGAGUCUGUUGAGGUUGUCUAUGAGCUAGAUCCUCAAACUGGCAAACCAACAGGAUAUAAAGGGACCAUAGAUCAUUUUCAACUUGUCCAAGAGCUCAUGGUGCUGGCUAAUAAAGCAGUAGCUAGAAACAUCUAUUUAAGUGUUCCAGAGAAAGCAAUACUUAGAAUUCAGCCAGAACCCAGAGAAGCACAGUUGCAAAAAUUAGUUGAACUGUGCCAAAGUUUAGGGAUAACAUUAAAUGUUUCAUCUCCCGGCGCAUUGCAGGCUUCUCUCGAGCCGUUUCGACUCAGUGAUGAAGGCAAGUGGCUUGCACUGUCUAGGCUUGUAAUGAAAUGUUUUCAGAAAAGUAAACUUGUGUGUAGAGGAAGUAUAGAUGACGAGACACCAACCUAUCAUUACACGCUCAACACUACCUGCUACACAGACUUUACAUCACCAAUACGUAGAUAUUCUGAUGUCUUGGUUCACAGAGUACUGGCUGCGUCUUUAGGUGAUCCAAGUCAAUGCACAACAUCAAAGGAAGACAUUCAGAACGCCCUGGAUCGCUACUCCAGAAAGAAUGCCAGUGCCAAUUCUGCUGACAGUGAUAGUGUUGAACUAUUUUUGUCCUAUUUAAUUCAGGACAAAGGGCCAUUACAAGAACCUGCGAUUGUCUUGGGUGUGUAUGAGAAGUAUUUUGAAGUCCUUCUGAUCAAUUUAAAUAUCACGAGAAGAGUUUACAUUGAGGAUUUAAAAGUUCAAGUGAUCAGUCACAACACAGAAAAUAACGGACCUCCUGCACUUAUCAUUGAAUGGCCAGCAGAGGGACAGCGUGGUCAAGCUACUAGACAAAGAAUCACUGUACUGUCACGUGUAGUUUGUAAGCUGGUCAGCAAAAAUGAACAGCUCAAGUGGACGUGCCUGAUUGAAAGACCAUAGAAAGUAGACUUCCACUGAUUUUAUUUGAGGUGGUUUCUACAGCCAACACAGAUUCUUACACAUGUUUACCUGUUUAGAUAAGUAGAUACGUUUAUUUACCCAUUUUGCACUUGUAAGCAUUAUGAUAAAACCGGCAUACACUUUUUGAAUUUUUUUGUGAUAUGUCAUUCAGUUAUUAAAAUAUAUGGAUUUUUUUUCAAUCAUUCUUUAUACAAAAUGAAUUCUUGACAAAUGUAAAAAUCUUUCGUUUUUUUAUUUAUUGUACAAUGUCCUUUUUAAUGAUUUUAUUUGUAUAUUUUAUAAAGUUAUAUUGUAUGUUAUAUGGACAUUUUAUCAAUUGAAAUUUAUUUAAAAACAAGAUUAGAAAUGAUGACGCUGAUGUGAUUGAAUGAUUAAGAAUGGCGAUUGUUUUUUUUUGUUUUUUUUUUACAAAAAUAGGUUUGGAUAUACAAAAAUAUUAAAGUUUUUAUUUUUUUUUGGUAUCCUUUUUUUUUUUGCCUUUUUUUUAGGAUUUGCCUUCAAGAAUAUACCUGGUUAGUCACAACAGAUCUGCCAUAAGUUUUCAUUUUAGUGUAUUUAGAUCAUUUUGUAAUCUUGUUGACUUUUACAUUGCCUUGAAAAUAAACUAUUCAAAUCAA